Messenger RNA from Chironomus riparius, 3106 nucleotides. NCBI's taxonomy places the organism in Eukaryota, Metazoa, Arthropoda, Insecta, Diptera, Chironomidae. The record is from the annotation of a GenBank genome assembly.
AAUUUUUUUAUAUAUAUAUAAAUACUUUUGUUGACUUUUUGUCAUUUCUUCAUACAACAUAAAACCAUAUAUUUUCAAGACCUUUUUCUUUAUCAUUUGUGUGUACGUCUAAUAUAAAAAUUAAAAUUUAAAUCAAAAUCGAACGACAGACAAUAUUGUGAAGUUAUUUUUUUUUAAAUUUAUAAUAAUGGAAUUCAUUAAUAGCGCAUUAGAUUUAGAUAUAGUUGCUUUUGAUGAAUCAGCUGAUGCUGAAAUCCAAGAUAAUUCUCUUUUUGCAUCAAGUAACAAUUCAUAUCAACAAAGUGGAAUGCUUAAUGGAAGUGCAUUCAAUCAUCACAUAUUUGGUGAAAUUUCAAGACCUAUUAACGAAGCAGUCAUCGAUUUAAGUUCAGAUGAAGAAUUUGAAGGAUUUGAAGCACUCCCAACGCAUCGUAAACGACAGCAUCAUUCAACUGAAAAUCUAAAUGGAAACAGCAAUAAAAGGAAACACAAGGAAAGCAUAAAGCUGUUUAAUGAUAGUCAAAAAAACAGAAAUCGUAAUGUUCCUUUGAAGAAGCGAGGUGCAAGUAAUCGUGAAGAAGAACUCAAUUUUCUCAAUUUGAUUGCAAGUGAAGAUUCGAAUCAUGGCCAAAACACAAAAGUUGGUAGUUCUAAAGAUUCAUUAACGACAUGUGAUAGUAGCAAUUCCUCGAACCAAAAAUUUUAUCACGAAUUAGAGCCAAAGGAACGAAGGACUUGUAGUAAUAAUGAUCAUAACAAAUCCAGCAAAAACACAGAAGCUAAUUCAAUUUGUAACUGCUUAGAGUGCUUUCCAAGCUUGGGCCCUGAUAUCGUUGGUAGUGCCAACAUUAAGUGCAAGAAAUUAGGAAAAGCAGAUUCGAGUAGUCCUUCUCUUAUUAGCAAUAGCUCAUUGAUAAUAAAAAAUAAUAAUCCUUCGACUUCUUCAUCACUCCGAACUGAUUUGUCUCUAAUUCCUGGGCCAAGUGGAAUUCAACAAACUGCAAAAAGUUCCGUAAAAAUAAAGGAGCAAAAAUUAUGUGACUCUGAUGAUGAUUACGACUCGGAUGAACAGCAAAUUCCACAGUCGGAAGGAGCAAAAACUGAUGAUUUAACAGCUCCUCACUUACAGCUUGAUUGGAGUGAUUCUUCUGAUGAAGACGAUGACGACGAUGUUAUUUUUGUCAAUGAUCGUUCUGAGCCAAUAGAUUUAACGGCCGAUUCUGAUAAUGAUUAUGCAAACAAAAAUCAAUCGUCUAUAGAUGCUUCGAAGAAAAGCAUCGACAUACGAUCGAUUGGUGAACAAAGCAUUGAAAAUCGGUCAAAUUCAAGUAUGAAUUAUCAUUCACUAUGGCCUCCACCAUCAGCUUUAUCAAUUUCUCCAAGAAAUUCAGUCGCUAAUCCUCAACGUCUUCCGAUAAUUUCUCCACAACCAAAUAAUAUUUUACCUCCAACUCCUCCUCCAAUUAUUCCACUACCAACUAUUUUGCCUAGCAAUACUUCAAGACAAAUAAACUUUCAGGAAGUAAUUACAGGAAAUGAUGUGAUGUUGUUUGAAGGAGCACAAAAUUUUUCAACACAUUUGUCAAGAACAAGAAUCACAUCCCCUGUUUCUAGUAAUGGGUCUCGACAAGAAAAUAUUUCAAAUCAAAUCAGAGAAUCAAAUCAGAAUAAUUAUAAUAAUGGCAACAACAAUUUAUCUUUAAAUAGUCACAACAUUUAUCAUCGUAGAAACUCUUACAAUCAUACAGCAAAUUUGCAUCAUAAUCCAUCGUCCUAUCGUAUCGAAGAUUUAACCUCACAGUCAAAUAAUGUGCCGCAAACUGCACAACAAAAUAAUCGAGGAGUCGGUCGAUGUCCUUUUUUGACCGAAGGACAUCACUAUAAUCGACCUUCUAGACGUUCGGCACGAGAAUUUUAUCCAAUGUCUAAUGGACGACCUUAUGCAGUUCACGAAGAUUUAUGGAGAAGACAGUAUCAAGAACAGGAAAUUCGCCGUCAUUAUUGGUCAACUGCUGGAUUUAAUGAAACUCCCGAAGUUCAAGUUCACAUGUUACAUAUGGAUCCGUCAUCAUCGAUUCCUCAUCGUCUAGUAAAUAAUAUGAAUGACAAUAAUUCUAACAAUAAUUCAACAAAUGACAUCCUUAAUCGAUAUCGAAUGCAACGCAGUUUUCACCGACGUUCAUGGCAUACACAUAAUGAAGGCGAUUUUCAUCACUUUCAUCAUCAACCACACAUACAUCAUCAUCACAUGCAUUAUUCAAUCCCACAAACAACCCCUCAUGUUCACUUAUCAAUUGGCCUGAGACAACCUGAACGAGUUAGCCAACCACUAAACUUAUUAACUCGAUUAAAUCGAUUUGUUAGAGUUAUCGAGGAGCGAGUUAGUCGAGGUGCAACACAGGAAACGAUUGAGAUAAACACACUGCCUCAUAAGUAUAAAAAACUUCGUCGUGGCAGUGAAACAGAUGAAGACAGUGAAAAAUGCACAAUUUGUUUGUCGCAAUUUGAAGUUGAUAACGACGUCAGACGUUUACCAUGUAUGCAUUUAUUUCAUCGUGAUUGUGUCGACCAAUGGCUUGUGACCAGUAAACAUUGUCCAAUUUGUCGUGUGGAUAUUGAAGCACAAAUUAAAUAUAGUGAUUUGGGAUGAAAAUUUGUGAUAUGAAAUGAAAAAAUAAAACUAACAACCAACAUAUAAAAAUAUAUAAAGCAAGAUCGAUUGUUCCUUAUUAAAUUGUUUAUUUAACUAGAAAAAAAUUACAAAAGUCCUCGUAUUAUUGAUCGAGGGACUUCAUCGCAUUUUUGACGCAGCGGAAGGAAAUAGCUCUAAAAGUUUACCUUAAGCAAAACGUCUUUGUUGGAUUUCAAAAUAUAUUAAACACCAUUAAACAUUAGGGAUGUAACGGUUUUUGAAAUUCAAAUUGUAUAACAGUUUUAUAUUUCUAUAUUUUCGUCAGAUAAUAUAAUUGCAAUUCUUUUUUAAAUUGAUUUUUACAAAAAAAAAACCUCGAUUUCGACAGGAUUUAUCAUUUAACCUUUAUUAAAAGAAAAUUUCAGUUUCAACAGUUUUUAAGAUUUAAAUGUUUUAAUGGUAGAAUAAAUUCAA